AUGACCAAGACCCAGAUGAUCCGAACAACACGAAUGAACUCCAGUGGAAAACUCCAGGAGGUUAUGGAGGAGUUCUGCGACCUGCACAAAAUAUCUCUCACUGCUUUGGAGAGGCGGCUGGCUGAGACGAAACAGACUCGAGCUAUGAGUACUUGGAUUCUGUGGCAAAGAAGUAACAUCGCCAAGAGGCUGUUGGAAGCAUUGGAAAACGACCAAAGCUUAACUUCUGACAAAGCGGCCUCCGUAGCCUCCAUCAACGAGGACAACUUUACGUCCACUUUCCAACGCAUUUCCAAGAAGAAAGACUUUUCAUCUAAGGAGGAUGAGAAGACACAGGCUCUAGUUACAAGAGUUAAAAGGAACUCAGCCCUCUACAAAGCGCAGAAGGAGAGACUGGGCGAUGUUGAGCUCAGGAGACGGCUCGAAGAAGAUGUUUAUGGAGAACAACAGCUAGCGGCGAGAGACACCGCCCUGUCUGUCAGUGAAAGGGAAAAGAAAAUCAAAGCAAUGAAGAAUGAGACCUGGAAGUGGAUGCAUGUCAUGGAGGCCUGA
Molecule: messenger RNA, 552 nt
Organism: Cryptococcus deneoformans JEC21
Lineage: Eukaryota; Fungi; Basidiomycota; Tremellomycetes; Tremellales; Cryptococcaceae
Exons: 4
Coding region: 1-552 (183 amino acids)
Source: RefSeq, a predicted model, not a curated record